This is a messenger RNA of Vicugna pacos (alpaca), 3419 nucleotides long. The record is from RefSeq and is a predicted model, not a curated record. Lineage: Eukaryota; Metazoa; Chordata; Mammalia; Artiodactyla; Camelidae.
GUGCUAACCGUCGUAAUACUGCGCCGCCAGGGGGCGCUCGGGCACAGGCUGGCCGCUGCGUAGCGAGGAGCCGCCAGGCUGCUGCCCCGCCUCCCGAGCGCCCAGCGGGAGAACUGCCCCGGGCGCCCGUGUGGUAGCGCCUUUGGCGCGCGGGUCGUGGUUCUCUGUCGGCUUCUUUGGGCGCUCAUCGUGGGCCCCGAGGGGCCGCUGACGCAGAUAAUGGCGCCUGGGCUGCCAUGGCGCUGGCCUGGCAGCUCUGCGGCUUUUCUGCAACAACUUUUUUCUUUUUCUCCAUUAACUAACUCUUUGAAGUGCGGUCUAGAUGUGAAAGCGCUUUCCUGGCCUUUGGCUUCUCGACGCUUCUAACACAGCCGAGGGAGACUGAAAAUGGUACUUGGUCUGUGCUGCCAGAGAGAGAGGCUCUACAAGUUCCUGUAUGUAGUACAAAUCUUCAUCCUUGCAGGAGUGGUGUACUAUUAUUUUCAGGGGUCUCUGGGGAAAGCAGACCCUGACCAUGAGAUUGCUGGGGGCUCAUCACAGCCCAUAGGGGAGACCUUAAGGCCAGUGUGGGGGCAGAUGGAUAAGUGCUAUCCUGUGACUACCCAGAGACACAGAGUCAAGAAUGGGAAGAAGCAGGACCCCGAGGCCAUGACCCCCAAGACAACGGGAGGGCCAAAUGAUGCUGCCCCCAAGGAGGAGACGGAUGUCUUGUCUCAGGAUGAGGGCGAGGUGAGGUCCCCAGGGGAGGAAGCGGCCAGCCCAAUUCCAGCUGGGCCGAAGGUGGCUGAGGAGGAGGCUGUGUCAGUGCCUCCAGGAGGGGAGGAGACUAAAAAGGCCCGAAAGGAGAUUGCUGUAUAUGCUUCUGAGGCCUCUGAGGUGGACAUCAAGGAAGAAACGCCUGAGGGCUGGGUCCCCCAGCUGCUGAGGAAGCUCUGGCUGGGCUGGUUCCCAGCCUCUGACUUCCCCAAAACUCAGAACCGUGAAUGACAGAGUGUCCAAUAAAUCCACAGCUGCUGCUUCUGCAGGUCUGGCUGCCUCCUUUCAGGGGCCUCAAAUUUCCACAAACUGAGUGUGGCUUUGUCCACGCUCCCUGCCCCAACAAGCAGUACAAGGUUACACAGUGUCAUAGCAGAGCGAUGACUAGGGCCAAGAUGUCCUCCUCCAAGGUCCCCACAUGGCCUUCUCCUGCUCUGGCCACCUCAUUGUCACAUGGGUUCAAGGUUGACCACUGUCCCUAGGUCAUGCCUACGGCCCACAGGGCUUAUUAUUCCCUGUCCUGCCCAAGCCUCUCGAGAGCCCAGACUGACCUGGCCACUCAGAGGAUGGAGCCCCAAGUUGGAGCCCAGAUGAGUGUCCUCCUCCUGCUCCAGUGUGGCCGUAAGUGGCAACUUCUACUGGGCAGGGGUUGGAUGAGCAUCCCUAAGGGGCUGGGAAAGGAAGCCCAUCAGAUCUUGGGGCAGCUCAUUCCCGGGCUGCUGUCAGGCCUCCCAGGGAGAGCAUUGGCAUCUGAAGACUGAGCCCUGGGUAAUAACUCAGCCUGUCGCCUCCCAGCCAUCCCUGAGUUCCCCACCUUUUGGGGCAGCAGCUUGUGGUGCUGGCUGAGCUGCUGGCCCAUGGUACAAGCUGGGUGUGGCUGGGCCUGAAAUGUGGGCAUCUAGGCAGAGUUUCUAGGCAGAGUGGGGCCCUCCCCAUCCCCAUCAGGGCCUGACAGCUCUCACCAGCCUAUUCGAGCUCCUCACAGCAGAAACCAGGAUCUAUUUAUAGACUUUGUCACUAACCCAGGUAAUCAGCAUUGGGUUUCUAAAGGUGACUAGGGGAUAAUCUCUCACUUUCUGAGCCUCAGUAUACCCCUCUCUCAAAUGGGGUCAAAUGACAGGUAAGGAUGGAUCAGGCUAGGGCAGAAGCUGGACCCGGGGAGGCUGCUGAGGCCCCGUCACUGCCAAGGGGCUGGUCAGGGGCCCCAGGUGGGACUCAAGCCAGGUUGCAGCCACCAGACUGGUUUAUUGUACAUCAGAGCUACUCCUGAGGAGUGGGUGGGGGGUUUGGUGUCCCCGUCUAGCGGGGCACAGCACAGAGCUGGUAGGGGGCUGGGGUCACCAGGAAGGCAAAGAUACCAUGGUCACUUGGGCGAGGCUGCCCAGGGGGCACCGAGAAGCUGAAGCGCUGCAGGAGGCAGGUGAAGAAGAGGAAGAGCUCCAUGCGGGCCAGCGGCUCCCCGAGGCACAAGCGGCGGCCUGUGUGCAGGUGUGGGGGCUCUGUGAGCCUGGGGGCCUGCGCUCCACCCCACCAAGACUCCCUUGGGAGGGGGAGGCAAGCCAGGCACCCCAUAGGCACCUGCUGAGAAAGGCAUGAAGGCCUCCUGCUUGACGAAGUGGCCCUGGGCAUCUAGGAAGUGCUCCGGAUGGAAGCGGAAGGGCAUCUUCCAUAUGGUCUCAUCUUUCAGCACCGAUGACAGGUUGGUGAUGAGUGUUGUCCCCUGGCAGGAGAUAUCUGGCAUGGGUGGGUGUGGACUGGGGGGGUGCCUGGAUCUCUGCCACCAAACACACCCGGGGAGCACACACACUGCCUGGCACAUACCUGGACUCUUCAAGUGACCCUCAGCCCAAGAAGCUUCUUGGCACCCUCCCUGUCCCCAUGGCAGGGCCAAGUGACCUGCCUCCCAUGGGUGUCCUGACGGCCACGUGUCCUCCAACACACUGCGGCGGCACACUUUAGUUUGUCUUCCCCACCUGACUGGGGCUCUGAAUGGACAGGGCGGGCCCUGCCUCUGCUCAUCUCCACACCCACCCGGGCUGGGACAUUUGUUGCCUGUGGAAAUGAGGAUUGGGUGCCUUUGGCUCCCAUCCUGGCCCCACCUAGCAAUGGCCAUACUGGGGCUACUGGUGGCAGGUGGUGCUGGGAUGAGGGCUGCAGGCUUACCUUUGGGAUGAGGAAGCCCUGCACUUCAAUGUCACGGGAUGUCAUGUGGGGCAAGCCUAGUGGGAUGAUGUCCCCAAAGCGCUGCACCUCAUGCACCACGGCCAUGGUGAAGGGCAUGAGGGCCUGAUCCCCCAUCUCUGGUCGCCGUGCCGGCCCUAUCACCUCAUCGAUUUCCUGUUGCACACGUCCUGGAAAGAUAAGUAUCCUCAGUGGUCAGACCCAAGGUCUGGGCCCCAACCUCCUCCUGCCUCCUGUAUAGGGCUGUGCCCGCAUGGAGGAGGAGGUCACUGUGACCUCUGAGCUGGGGCUUAGCCUCAGCACAGAGCUGCUGCUGGUGGCCAAAUCAGCCAAGCUCAGGGGCCUCAGACUGUCCCUUUCCUCCCUCACCCAUCCCACCCAGCCCCCUGGGCUAGGCUCACGCUGUACAUCUGGGUGCAGGAUCAUGAGGAGGAGGGCCCAGGCCAGCGUGGUCGAGGUAGUUACCAUCCCAGCAGAGAACA